GCAGAUCACUCGGGGUGUUUAAAAUAGAAAAAGGUAUGCAAGUCAAGCAACGCGGUGUUUCCCCUAUUAUCUCCCCGUCCGUCCUUAAAAAAAUGUAUCGCGGCGCCCCGAGUGUCUGUGUCUCGGUCACGGAUCACCUCUCUUCCAAACACGAUGGGGUAUCUUCCGAUUGAGAUCCGGAGUCCGCGAGGCCACAUCGUCGUCGGCGGCGGCGGUAGUAAUAACGACUACGACGACGACCAUGACACGAGAUAUCUCUGGCCGAUCUGGCUUUACGUCUUCAUCUCCGUCUUCCUGCUCAUGACAUCCUUGUUCUUCUGGUCUCUGGUAUUCUACUGCGUCAAAGAAAACAGACGCAAGCGACAAGGCCACCCCUUCCGCCUAGGCGGCGUCAUCUGGAGCGCCCUCAAGAUCGCCCUGUUCCUGUGGAUCCCCAUCGGCAUCUACAAGUGCUGCUGCGGAGGCGGCAACAGGCGACGCCAGAACGGCAACGCCGGCAGCUACGCCCGAAUCGGCGAGUACCAGGGCGGCGGUGCGGGCGCGGGCGGCGCCGUCAACAGCGCGUGGUGCGGCUCCUCCACCCCCGCCCCCGCAGCAGCGGCGCCGGCCCCGUACGGCGCGGGCGGCACUGACUACGCGGCGGCGGCGGGAAAGUUCGAGCCGAUAGCGUACGCGGGGGCGGCCGGCGCCGGCGUCCACCAGCACCACAACCCCAUGAACGGCCCGGCACCGGCAGCGGCAACGGCAUACUACGCCCCUGACACCCCCGGGCCACCGCCGCCGUCCUACACCGUGCCCGCGGCGCCGCAGGCGGGGUACUACCCUGAGACAGCAUCGUCCUAUCCGCCUCCGAAGCAGGCGCCGACGCCGGCUCCUACGCCCCCGGCACAGGUCACCUAUACCCCUCCUCCUCCUCCGCCGCCGGCGUCGUCGUACGCUCACGCUCCCGCUCCCGCUCCCGCUCCCGUGCCCCCUUGGACGCAGGGGGCGUAUAUGCAGGCGACGUAUGUCCCGAGCCACAGCGCCGAUCCGUAUUGUGGGCCGGGAUCUGUAUAGGCGGUUCGUGCCGGGGGCGGUGGGAGAGGUGGUGCGAGGGCGAGGGGUGUCUGGCUGGGGGUGAGGGCCGUCUUGGGUUGGGUGUUGCCUGCUUCUGGUGGCGCACGGGGUGGGAUGGAUGUUCCACUGCCCGUCUCUGUAUCUAAUUGCGAUUGGGUGGUUCCGUGGCGUUUGGAUUUAUUUAUCUGCCUAAUUGUAUGAUCGGCGAUAUUAUUUGCGGAGGCAUA
Molecule: messenger RNA, 1283 nt
Organism: Phialemonium atrogriseum
Lineage: Eukaryota; Fungi; Ascomycota; Sordariomycetes; Cephalothecales; Cephalothecaceae
Exons: 2
Coding region: 154-1056 (300 amino acids)
Source: RefSeq, a predicted model, not a curated record